AACAAAACAGUUUUCUAUUCCAAAUGUCAAACAGAACGUCAAUGAAAAUUGAUUCCAGAAUCGUCACUGGGAAUUAGGUAUAUGGCGGUGGCACAAUUUCUGCGCCGCAACCUGGUCAGCAUAAGUUUCCCAGUUCUAACUGCUACAUUCAUCUACCUUGACUGGAGUCGCACUAAGAACUGGAAGCUGCAACAACAGAAGGUAGAAAACUAAGAUGGCUAUCUUCGGCAUCACUCCUCGCUAUGUCUGGUUUGCUGUACCUAUUGGAGGUUACCUCAUCGGCAAGUACUUGGAUGACCAAGAAACGCUAAGAAUGACUAACUUCAGAGAUAAAUCCAUGCUGUAUGGAGGCAGGGUCAAGCCCGGUGACCCUCCAUCUUGGCCUUAAGUUAUUUUGAAUGUAGUGAUUGUCAAUGGAAUUAUGUAAUGAAAAAAUAAAAUAGUUGUACUCAUG
Molecule: messenger RNA, 454 nt
Organism: Spodoptera exigua (beet armyworm)
Lineage: Eukaryota; Metazoa; Arthropoda; Insecta; Lepidoptera; Noctuidae
Source: the annotation of a GenBank genome assembly